ACAAAAUAGUUCAACACUGUCCCCCUCUAUAACGUCGUUGUAGCCAAAGGCCACUGGUAAUAAAAGCAACAUGGAUACCGAGUUGACUUUUGGUUCUCGUCGGUCUCCCGUGGUCUGUUUACACGGCUGUGUGGCGUCCAGUCAGCCGCUAGCUUCAGCUAUAGGACUGGAUGUCCUGAAGCUUGGUGGUAAUGCAGCAGAUGCUGCAGUUGCUGUAGCAGCAGCACUGGCGGUAACAGAGCCGUGUAGCACCGGUGCUGGUGGGGAUGCCUUCUGCUUGUUCUACAAUGGAAACACUGGAGAGAUCAGGGGAAUUAAUGGCAGUGGUCGUUCGCCCAGAGCUCUAACCCUGGACUUCCUAGAGGGCCUUGGUUACACUGCUGAAGCCCCUCCUUUACCUUUUGAUGUAUUGAAUGUUACAGUACCAGGGGCUCCUGCAUGCUGGUGUGAUACUAUACAGCUGUUUGGUAGUCACAAGCUGUCCUUGCAGGAGGUGCUGAGCAGGGCGGUGGAACUUGCAGAGGUGGGGUUUCCUGUUGCUGAGGUAACGGCUCACCACUGGGCAAAAGGGGUGGCCGCUCUGAGAGAUGCAGGGAAAGAACUAGGUGGAGAUCUGCUCAUUGACAAUGAUGCACCCCAACAUGGACAAGUAUUCAGAAACCCUCCCCUGGCACAGAGCCUGAAGGAGCUAGGUGAGCAUGGCAAACCAGCUUUCUACCAGGGCAGAGUGGCCCAGGCCAUCAUUGAUGUCAUCAAUCAAAAUGGAGGAGCAAUGACCCUGGAUGACCUCUGCAGCCAUGACAGUGAGAUCAUUGCCCCCAUAAGCACAGAGUACAAGGGUGUGCGUCUGUGGGAGCCUCCGCCUAACAGUCAGGGACUGGCUGCUCUGCUGCUGCUCAACAUCCUGGAACACUUCUCUCUCAAAGCUUUAGGCUAUAACAGCGCCGACUACAUCCAUGUUUUGGUGGAGGCUGUGCGUCUGGCACAAACUGAUGCUUUCUGUUACCUGAGCGAUCCACACCAUGUGACCCUCCCUCUAGAAACCUUACUGGACAAGAGCUACAGCCACCAGCGAGCACAACGCAUCAGCAUGGACAGGGCCAUGGAGGGAGUGAAGCCUGGCCUGAUGACAGGAAGUGACACGGUCUAUUUCUGUGUGAUUGACAGCCAGGGGAAUGCCUGCUCGUUUGUCAACAGCAACUACAUGGGCUUUGGUAGCGGGCUGGUCCCUAAAGGUUGUGGAUUCUCACUACAGAACCGCGGUGCCAAUUUUUCUCUGCGUCGUAACCAUGUUAACUGUGUUGCUGGGGGGAAGCGGCCGUAUCACACCAUAAUACCUGCACUCCUCACCGACUCUGCACCCGAAUCACAAAAACCACAACUCUUGGCUGCACUUGGGGUGAUGGGGGCUUUUAUGCAACCACAAGGACACGUUCAAGUCUUGUUGAACAUGUUGGAGUUUGGGAUGAAUCCUCAACAAGCUCUGGAUGCACCAAGAGUCUACGUACACUAUGACCAAAGAAGUGAUGAGUGGUUGGUUAAUCUGGAAGAGGGGGUCGGUCAGGAGGUAGCUGACGAGCUACGACAACGGGGCCACAAAGUCAACGGGCCAGUCACAGGCCACCAGAGGUCUCAGUUUGGGCGGGGACAGAUCAUCACUGUAGGGGAUUGGUGGGACCCAUCUGCAAGUCAAGUUGAACAUUCAACCAGGGUGCUGUGGGCGGGAUCAGACCCCAGAGCUGAUGGGUGUGCUCAGGGAUACUAGACACCCUCCCUUCAUCUCUGUCGAUCACAAAGCUUUCUGAUGGUAGAUUCCUACAUGUGAAAUGUGGUGCAGAAAAAAUGUCAGUAUUAACUGCAGCUUGUGUUCCUUUUUGAUUUCACACUACAUAUGUAAGCUAGUGUGCUAUUUAGUUUGUCAUAUCUAGAACAAAUAAGAAAACAAAUCUUUGUGCAAGAUUUCAAAGCAAACUUACCAUUAUGCAACUUUAUCUUUUGAUUGACAUAACUAUCUGUUUCAGUCUGUUUAUUUGCUUGCUGCUGAUCUGUUGCUUUUAGAAGUGGUGAAAUAUCUUUUUAUACAGUCAUGGCCAAAAAUUCCUUGGAUUUCUGUCAGAUAACGCACCACUUCUCCCAGAUAAAUCUUCCAAUCAGAAAUUCCUUGGUGUUCUCAUGUUUAUUUCUUUUGCUUGCAUUGGAACAACACA
Monopterus albus (swamp eel) is the source of this 2207-nucleotide messenger RNA. RefSeq names its product putative gamma-glutamyltransferase YwrD. The record is from RefSeq and is a predicted model, not a curated record. The coding region runs from base 71 to 1765 and encodes 564 amino acids. Lineage: Eukaryota; Metazoa; Chordata; Actinopteri; Synbranchiformes; Synbranchidae. The transcript is spliced from 12 exons.